Molecule: messenger RNA, 3440 nt
Organism: Ruditapes philippinarum (Manila clam)
Lineage: Eukaryota; Metazoa; Mollusca; Bivalvia; Venerida; Veneridae
Product: toll-like receptor 4
Exons: 2
Coding region: 264-3092 (942 amino acids)
Biological process (GO): toll-like receptor signaling pathway; immune response
Cellular component (GO): membrane
Molecular function (GO): transmembrane signaling receptor activity; protein binding
Source: RefSeq, a predicted model, not a curated record
AAAUAAUCUGGCCGUGCACGAAUAUUACGUUCUUUAUGCACUUCUUGCAAGAGUUGUCUGUCUUGAAUACAGUCAUUAACAAACAAAAAAAAUGUUUAUUUAUGUACUAACAAAAUACGGAAAGAAAAUACACAAAAGAAAGGUCGUGACGAUAGCACAUGUUUACACAGGGAAAUUAAAUGCACGAACUUUUUCUAAUUAUUAUUUUUUAUCUUUCUCAUUAUAAAACUUUAUGCCACUGGAUCUUACAGAAUACUUAAAACAUGGCUACAUUACACGAUAGAAUUGUGAAGAGUUUACACCAAUUCUUCCUUAUUUUAUUGUUGGUUUCAUCCGGAUCAUGUACCAUUGAUGAAGACGGGUCACACUCAUCUCGUGUCGGACAGACAAUCUCCGACAGCAAUGCAACGCCACUCAGCUCAGAAACUUUCAUCGACUAUUUUCAUGGAAAGUCUAACCCAAAAGAAUCAUCUGAUAAAGCUUCCGUAUCUCGUAACACUAACCCCAUGUUAAAGUCAUGCGAUGACUAUACUAGUAUGCCGCUUCAUAUACCACAUGUGGACAUUAACUGUAAAACAUUAGUGAACUGUUCAUGUGGUAAUGAUAGAGUUUAUGGACAAGUUGUCGACUGUUCUAAAAGGAAUAUUACUGAAAUUCCUCAAUUUCCAAAAGAAACAUCUGUUCUACUUCUAAGCAGAAACCAGAUUAAAAGUAUAAAAGAUGGAGCGUUUAAGAAUCUGAAAUAUUUGAAAUAUUUAGACAUGUCGCAAAAUGAACUCCAAAACUUGACGAACGGCUCGUUUCAUGGACUUGAAGGGUUAUGUGUUUUGAAACUUACUGGAAACCAAAUAAAAUACACAAACGUUACCAUUCCAGAAAGUACCUUUCGAGACUUAAAUAAUUUGAUUUAUCUAGAAUUUCAACAAAAUUUAGAUGAACAAUUUCCCGAAGAAAUGUACCCGUCGAUUGCUCUCAGUGCAUUGACUGAGCUCCAGUUCUUACAUAUUGAUGGACUUAAUAAUAGGCCUUUCCAAGUUGAAUUUCAGAACUUGAGCAAGCUUUCCAAUUUAAGCUUGAUUGGGGAACCUUAUAGAAGAUGCAAGAUGAAAACAAUAGAAAAAGAUAUGUUUGUAAACUUUCCAUUUUUGAAAUCAUUGACAGUGGUCAACUGCUAUACAACAAGGGUUGAAAAUGGUAGCUUUGCUGAACUCCACUGGCUUAAUAGUCUUGAUCUAUCAUAUAACACUGAACUUACAUUCGCUAGUCUUCCAAAUAUAACAUUUGCAUUAAGAGGCAGAACCAUGUACUUAUUAAAUCUUACUAAAAUCCAUAAAACAUUUGGAGAUUGUACAAAUUUAAAGGCAAACGAUCUGCAAUAUAUGACAAAAAUGACGAUCAAAAAUUUUAUAAUUGAUUCUAACAGACUCUCCGUAAUGAAAAGGGAUGCGGUAGAUAAUAUUCCAAAACUAACAGGGACGCUAUCCGUUAAGGACAACUUAUUACUGAUUGACGUCUAUAUUAUUUCACUGUUGACCCAUCAUAAUCUUACAAACUUGUCGUCAUUAAUUUUGGCUGACCAAACUCAUAACCAUAAUCUCUCCGAACUAUGGCCACUAUAUAACCAAGACUUUAAUAAAAAAAGUAAUCAAAACACGGAGAGACUUGUUGAAACGACUGUUCUGAAACCAAGUGGAAAAAGGCGAAUUAUGAAAAGAUGGUCAGAACAAAAUUGCUCCACAUGUAUAAAUAAUUUUUCGAUACCUUACCCAGUCCCACAAAACUUACAACACCUUGAUAUGAGCAACAUGAAAGCAAGGUAUCCGUUACAAAGGAUUUGUGUCUGUGAACCAAAUAGUUUAAGAUCACUUGACGUACAUAGAAAUAUAUUCUAUAGCAUCGAAGGGAGUAUCUUGGGACUUACAAAAUUAGAAUGGGUGGACUUCUCUUGGAAUUUCUGUGAGUACAUCAGUCCUAAUGUUCUUCAUGAACUACCAGGCCUGAAGUUUUUGAAUCUUUCAUACAACUAUCUUGGAUCUUCAUUCAAACUUGAUAGACAUGGGGAUAUUUUUAGCCAGCAAAGCCGCUUGAGGACUUUAGAUCUCACGGAAAAUAGAAUACGCGCUUUUAAUUCUGGUUUCUUUUCGGGGUUGAUUAAUUUGGAAAAACUUAUUCUAAGAGAUAAUUUUUUGGCGCAAUUUGAAGUCAACCUGCAGACAAUGAAAAAGCUUAAUCACAUAAAUUUAAGACACAACUUAUUAUUCCAAUUCAGUGAUUAUAUAUUACAUGAAUUUGAACACCUUGCUGUAAACAAUUUAACCAUUGAUCUUUAUAAGAAUAACCUUUCAUGUAGCUGUAAGCAUCUUAAUCUUCUAAAGUGGAUGUCUAAUUCGAAGAUCAACUUUCAAAACUUGAAGGAUUACUCUUGCAUAGAUGAAAAUGGAGAGUCAAGAAAUAUGUCGUCUCCGCAUGAGCUUUAUGCUGAGCUUUUUGAAUAUUGUAAAAGUUACACAUUGCUUAUAUUCAUUAGUUCUGCUAUAUUUGUUCUUGCCUUGACCGUUAUCACGGUCUGUAUCGUAUACAGAUACCGUUGGAAUCUAAGAUAUAUUUAUUACUCGGGCAAAAUGAGAAUGAAGGGUUAUAUUCCAAUAAAGGAUGACGGUAGCGAUUUUGAUCAUGACGUAUUCGUUUCUUUUGCAAACGAGGAUAAUUCAUUCGUUAGAGACUUUGCCAUACCGGAACUAGAAGAAAAGCGACACCUACGACUUCUGCUACAUGAUCGAGACUUUAGACCCGGAGAAUUCGUUCAUGAUAACAUAGUUAAGGCGAUUUGUACAUCAAAGAAAACACUUAUUGUUAUGUCAGAUGCUUUUCUGCAGAGUGUAUGGUGCAGGUUUGAAAUGCACAUGGCCAGAAUGGAAGCGAUUAAAACUGAAAGAAAUGUUCUGACUGUCGUGUUGUUAAAAGACGUGCCAACCGCUGGACUUCCGCUUGAAAUUGUAGAUAUCAUUCGACAGAAGACUUACUUAGAAUUUCCACAUGAGGAUGCCCACAGAGAACAGUUUUGGGACAGACUAUUCGAAGCUUUGAAAUAAAGAAAUGAACACAGGCAUUGUAAUUAAUCGUAUAACCAUUUUAUUUUUAAUUUAGAUUUUAUUAUAUGCUUUUAAUAUAAAUAAGUAUUGUAUUGUUGUAUUUGCUUAUAAAAUAGACUUAUCUGUGCAUUUUCCUCGAAAUGAUUUCCGGGUGUAUUUAUUAAGUUUGACAGCAUAAAUCUUAUGAAAUAUAAGCAUCACGAAUUAAAACUUUGCUGUAGCGCUGUCAUCAGCAUUGAACAAAACUCAUCUGGAAGGUUUUUUUGUAAAUGUUUAAACAGGAUUUAUUCAAAGGUGUCAGUAUUUAUAAUGAUUAUCAAUGAGUGAAAUAAAGUCUACUAGAUCUUC